Messenger RNA from Athalia rosae (coleseed sawfly), 8668 nucleotides. It is a transcript of the gene rudimentary, whose product is annotated as CAD protein. Gene Ontology annotation, biological process: UTP biosynthetic process; L-glutamine metabolic process; 'de novo' pyrimidine nucleobase biosynthetic process. Gene Ontology annotation, cellular component: cytoplasm; cytosol. The coding region runs from base 76 to 6939 and encodes 2287 amino acids. The record is from RefSeq and is a predicted model, not a curated record. The transcript is spliced from 23 exons. Lineage: Eukaryota; Metazoa; Arthropoda; Insecta; Hymenoptera; Athaliidae. Gene Ontology annotation, molecular function: dihydroorotase activity; carbamoyl-phosphate synthase (glutamine-hydrolyzing) activity; amino acid binding.
CCUCAGUUAAGAGGGAAUUGAGUGCGCAGAGUAGCGUUCAAUUGCUUUGCGCUUGUUCGAUAUCAGGGGUAAACCAUGUGUCCCGACGCGAUAAAACCUACGUUGAGAGGAAGUUAUAUCCUCCUCGAGGAUGGGACCGUGUUGCGUGGCCGAGGAUUCGGUGCCGCGGUUCCCGUCGACGGAGAAGUCGUUUUUCAGACGGGUAUGGUCGGUUACCCCGAAUCGUUGACGGAUCCUUCGUAUCACGCCCAGAUUUUGGUGCUCACCUAUCCAUUGAUCGGGAAUUACGGGCUCCCGGACGAUCAGAAAGAUCCGCACGGUCUGCCUUACUGGUUCGAAUCCCACCGAAUAUGGGCCGCCGGUUUGGUAGUUGGGGAACUUUGCGAGACCCCGAGUCAUUGGCGGCAAACGAGGACCUUGUCCGCAUGGAUGGAGGAGCAAAAUGUUCCCGGUAUUUGCGGGGUGGACACCCGGGCCCUUACGAAGAUAAUCAGGGAGAAGGGCAGCAUUCUCGGAAGAAUCGUGAUAAGCGGUUCGACUCCGGAUCCCGAGGAGCCGCUUCCAGCUCUGUCGGAUCCCAACGAGAGAAACCUCGUCGCCGAGGUGUCGAUUAAAAAACCCGUGACGUACAAUCCCACGGGACAGCCGAGAAUCUGCGCCGUUGACUGCGGCUUGAAAUACAACCAGAUAAGAUGCUUCGUGAACAGGGGUGCUCGCGUCGACGUGGUACCUUGGGAUCAUCCCCUGGACGAUGUGGACUUCGACGGUCUCUUCGUCAGCAACGGUCCCGGAGAUCCCGUGGUUUGUGAGAAGACGGUGGACAACAUUCGCAAGGUUUUGGCUAAGGGUGGAAAACCGAUAUUCGGAAUAUGUCUGGGACAUCAAUUACUGUCGGUAGCCGCCGGGGCCAAAAGUUACAAAAUGAAAUACGGAAAUCGCGGUCACAAUCAACCGGCGACUCAUCACGGAACCGGUAGGUGUUACAUGACGUCACAGAAUCACGGUUACGCGAUCGACGCCACAAAUUUACCACCCCAUUGGGAAGCGCUUUUCACGAAUGCCAACGACCAGACCAACGAAGGUAUAGUUCACGAGUACUUGCCCUAUUUCUCGGUGCAAUUUCAUCCGGAACACACCGCCGGUCCUCAGGACCUCGAAUGUUUGUUCGACGUGUUCUUGGACACGGUGAAUAAUUCACCGAACGGUAUGACCGUCAAGGAGAGACUCACCGAGCGUUUGAGAUACAAUUCCUGUCCGUCGACGGGAAUCCAGAGGCCCAGGAAGGUCCUGAUCCUGGGAUCCGGGGGUUUGAGCAUAGGUCAGGCCGGGGAAUUCGAUUAUUCGGGUUCGCAGGCGAUCAAGGCUCUACAGGAAGAGAAAAUCCAAACCCUCUUGAUCAAUCCGAACAUAGCUACCGUACAGACGUCCAAGGGUAUGGCCGACAAGGUCUACUUCCUACCCAUUAUUCCCGAAUACGUCGAGCAGGUCAUCAAGGCGGAGAGACCCGACGGAGUUCUACUGACCUUCGGGGGUCAGACGGCCCUCAACUGCGGAGUGGAACUCCAGAGGGCAGGGGUCUUCGAACGCUACAACAUAGAGAUCCUAGGCACCCCGAUUCGUUCGAUCAUAGAAACCGAGGAUCGGAAACUCUUCGCCGAGCGGGUGAACGAGAUCGGCGAAAAGGUGGCACCCAGUGCCGCGGUGUACGACAUCCAAGAGGCAUUGGAGGCUGCGCAAAUAUUGGGCUACCCGGUGAUGGCGCGAGCCGCUUUUUCGCUCGGCGGUCUCGGUUCCGGUUUCGCCAACAACAAGGACGAGUUGAAAAUCCUGGCACAACAGGCACUCGCCCAUUCCAAUCAACUGAUAAUAGACAAGUCGUUGAAGGGUUGGAAGGAGGUGGAGUACGAGGUGGUCAGGGAUUGCUUCGACAAUUGCAUAACCGUUUGCAACAUGGAGAACGUCGAUCCACUCGGUAUUCACACGGGCGAAUCGAUCGUCGUCGCACCGAGUCAAACACUGAACAACAGGGAGUACAACAUGCUGAGAACAACGGCGAUCAACGUGAUCAGACACUUCGGGGUUGUCGGAGAGUGCAAUAUACAGUACGCUCUGAAUCCCAUAUCGGAAGAAUACUACAUCAUAGAAGUGAACGCGAGAUUGUCCCGGAGUUCCGCACUGGCGAGCAAAGCCACCGGAUACCCCCUCGCCUACGUUGCGGCGAAACUCGCCCUCGGCAUCCCCCUACCGGACAUAAAAAAUUCCGUAACCGGAAAAACCACCGCCUGUUUCGAGCCCAGUCUCGACUACUGCGUCGUCAAAAUACCCAGAUGGGAUCUCAGCAAGUUCCAAAGAGUCAGCACCAAGAUCGGGAGUUCGAUGAAGAGCGUGGGCGAGGCAAUGGCGAUCGGCAGGAAAUUCGAGGAGGCUUUCCAGAAGGCUCUCCGAAUGGUGGACGAAAACGUGAACGGUUUCGAUCCCUACGUCAAACCCAUUGACGACGAGGACCUCGAGCGACCUACCGACAAAAGGAUGUUCGUACUCGCGGCCGCUCUUAAAGCCGGUUACUCGAUCGACCGACUUUACGAACUCACGAAAAUCGACAGAUGGUUUUUGGAAAAAAUGAGAAAUAUAACCAGCUACUACACCCUGUUGGAAGACCUCGAUCCCACCAAAUUGUCGCACGACGUUCUCCUGCGCGCCAAGCAAAUCGGAUUCUCCGACAAGCAAAUCGCGACAGCGGUGAAGAGCACGGAACUGGCGGUCCGCAAACAGAGACAGGAGAGCAACAUAGGGCCGUACGUCAAACAAAUCGACACGGUGGCCGCCGAAUGGCCGGCUACUACAAAUUACUUGUAUUUGACCUACAACGGCAACAAGCACGACCUUCAAUUCCCCGGGGGUUACACGAUGGUCAUAGGUUCCGGGGUGUACCGGAUCGGAAGUUCCGUCGAAUUCGACUGGUGCGCGGUCGGAUGUCUGAGGGAAUUACGCCGUUUGAAUCGAAAGACGAUAAUGGUGAAUUACAAUCCGGAAACGGUCAGUACCGAUUACGACAUGUGCGAUCGCCUCUACUUCGAGGAGAUAUCGUUCGAAGUGGUGAUGGACAUCUACGAUCUCGAGAAUCCCGAGGGUGUGAUUCUUUCCAUGGGGGGUCAACUGCCUAACAACAUCGCCAUGGAUCUUCACAGACAGCAGGCGAGGAUCCUGGGAACGUCACCCGAGUCCGUCGACGGUGCCGAAAACCGAUUCAAAUUCUCUCGCAUGCUCGACAGAAUCGGCAUAUCCCAGCCGAGAUGGAAGGAGUUGACGAAUCUGCAGUCGGCCAUCGAAUUCUGCGAACAGGUCGGCUACCCCUGCCUCGUGCGUCCUUCCUACGUCCUCAGCGGGGCCGCAAUGAACGUCGCCCAUUCGAAUCACGACCUCGAAACUUACCUGAAAAACGCGAGCAACGUGAGCAAGGAACACCCGGUGGUGAUAUCGAAGUUCAUCCUCGAGGCAAAGGAGAUCGACGUCGACGCGGUGGCCUACGACGGGGUGAUAUUGUGCAUGGCCGUUUCCGAGCACGUGGAGAACGCCGGUGUACAUUCGGGAGACGCUACUCUGGUCACUCCGCCGCAGGACAUAAACCCUCAGACUUUGGCGAAGAUCAGGGGGAUAUCGAAGGCCAUAGCGGCCUCGCUGGAGGUCACCGGGCCCUUCAACAUGCAGCUGAUAGCCAAGGACAACGAGCUCAAGGUGAUCGAGUGCAACGUGCGAGUUUCGCGAUCGUUUCCGUUCGUCUCGAAAACUCUGGAUCACGAUUUCGUGGCCAUGGCGACGCGUCUGAUCGUCGGCGAGACCGUAGAUCCCGUGGACGUUCUCGCUGGGUGCGGCAAAGUCGGGGUCAAAGUCCCCCAGUUUUCGUUCUCCAGAUUGGCGGGAGCCGACGUCACUCUGGGGGUUGAAAUGGCCUCGACGGGUGAGGUCGCCUGUUUCGGAGACAACCGGUACGAGGCUUACCUGAAGGGAAUGAUGAGCACCGGCUUCCACAUCCCCCAAAAAGGAAUUCUUUUAUCGAUAGGAAGUUUCAAACAUAAAACGGAACUGCUACCAGCCAUCACGAGUCUCCACAAAAUGGGGUACAAGCUGUACGCCAGCAUGGGAACGGCCGAUUUUUACACCGAGCACGGGGUCGAUGUGGAACCGGUGGAAUGGACCUUCGAGGACAUAGACGUAAACGAGGAUUCGAGUCCGAGCGAACUCCGUCACUUGGCGGAUUUCUUGUCUAAGAAACAUUUCGAUCUCGUGAUCAAUCUGCCCAUGAGGAACGGCGGCGCCCGCAGGGUAUCCAAUUUCAUGACCCACGGCUACAGGACGAGAAGAUUGGCCGUGGAUUAUUCCGUCCCUCUGGUAACGGACGUCAAAUGCGCGAAACUUCUUGUCGAGGCGAUAAAAAUGCUCCGCGGUCGAGCUCCGCUGAUGAAAACUCACACGGAUUGCAUGACAUCCCGUUCGAUGGUCAAGCUUCCCGGCUUCAUCGACGUCCACGUUCACGUUCGCGAUCCCGGCGCUACUCACAAAGAAGAUUUCGCCUCUUGCACCGCGGCAGCAUUGGCGGGAGGAAUCACGAUGAUAUUCGCCAUGCCGAACACGAAUCCCUCGGUCGUCGAUCACCAGACGUUCGCCGUGGCCAAGGAGAGGGCUAGCUCCGGAGCGCGUUGCGACUACGCCCUUUUCAUGGGAGCUUCUUCCGACAAUUUCGGCACAGUUCACGAAUUGGCGCCGAUGGCUGCCGGCCUCAAAAUGUACCUUAACGAAACUUACACCAGCCUGAAACUCACCGAUCUCACAGUCUGGAUAAAGCACUUCAGCAACUGGCCGAAAAAAUAUCCCUUGUGCGUACACGCCGAAGGUCAAACUACCGCGGCCGUAUUACUUUUAGCAACACUUUACAACCGACCGAUACACGUUUGUCACGUAGCCAGGAAGGAGGAGAUACAAAUAAUCGGCGCUGCCAAGGCUAAGGGGCUACCGGUCACCUGCGAAGUCUGUCCCCACCAUCUGUUCCUCUCCCAAGACGACCUCGACAGGGUGGGUCACGGAAGAGGACAGGUCAGACCUGUGCUCUGUUCGAAGGAAGACCAGCAAGCCCUUUGGGACAAUCUCAACAUCAUAGACUGUUUCGCCACGGAUCACGCGCCUCACACGGUGGAGGAAAAAUCCGGCGAAAAUCCACCGCCGGGUUAUCCGGGGCUCGAAACGAUCCUGCCGCUGUUGCUGAACGCCGUCAACGAGGGAAGAAUGACGAUGGAGGAUCUCAUCGACAAAUUUCACCGGAAUCCGAAACGGAUAUUCAACAUACCGGAGCAGCCGAACACCUACGUGGAGGUCGACAUGGACGAGGAAUGGGUGAUACCGGAAGCUAUGCCGUUCACCAAAUCGAAAUGGACACCGUUCGCCGGCACGAAGAUCCGCGGUUCCAUUCAUAGGGUGGUUCUCAGGGGCGAAGUUGCCUACGUCGAAGGGCAGGUAUUGGUGAAUCCGGGAUUCGGUCAGGACAUAAGGGAGGCACAGGCAAAAUCGAAACACGUACUCCCAACGAUCCACGGCACCGCCGCCGUCGACGGGUCCGGCAGUCGUCCCGAAUCCGCUCUGGAGGGACUCCUCUCCCCGGGACAAGAACGUCAGGAGCGUGUCGUCGCCCAUCACGAGCUCUGGGAGCACAUCGAUCAAGCGGGUGAGAACAGCCCCGUCCGUCGGAUCGUCUCGUUCGGUCCUCGAGCUUUUUUUCCUCAUUUUUGUUCUCUCGUUUCGUCGCCAGAAACGCACGGGAAUCUGCUACAGCCGGCGACGCACAAGGGGAACGUCCACUUCGCUUCGGACUCCGAGGCUAAGGAUCACGUGUUGAAAAUUCACGCUGGACAACGAAGCGCAUCGCCGAUUCCGUUCGGCAAUUUGAUCCGAAACAAGAGCGACAGUAAUCCGAAUUUGUUCGUUCAGACCGUGAAUCCUCAUCCCCAUUUGAAUCCUCAUCACGGACUCGUCGGACACGAUAUCCUCACCGCCUAUAUGUUCUCCAAGGAACAACUGAACGACAUUUUCAACCUCGCGCAAACAUUCAGGGUAUACGUCCAGAAAGAUCGACCUCUGGAUCACAUUUUGAGGGGGAAAAUCAUGGCCUCCAUUUUUUACGAAGCGAGCACCCGAACGAGUUGCAGUUUUUCGGCAGCCAUGCAACGUUUGGGCGGUCGUGUGAUUUACAUGGACGGUACGACGUCUUCGGUUAAAAAAGGAGAGACUCUCGAAGAUUCCGUCGCGGUGAUGGCCGGUUACGCGGACGUGGUGGUCCUCCGACAUCCGGAACCGGGAGCGGUGGCGCGCGCAGCUAAUCACUGCAGAAAACCGUUGUUGAACGCCGGCGAUGGCGUCGGCGAACACCCGACUCAAGCGUUGCUGGACGUUUUCACUAUCCGCGAGGAAAUCGGUACGGUCAACGGCUUGACCAUCACCAUGGUUGGCGAUCUGAAACAUGGGAGGACCGUUCACUCGUUGGCGAGAUUGCUGACUCUCUACAACGUACAGCUGAGAUACGUGAGUCCGGUAGGUCUCGAGAUGCCCGAUCACAUCGUGGAGUACGUCAACUCCCGCGGUAUACCUCAGGAGAACGUUCCGAGUCUCGAAAGCGUUCUACCCGACACGGACGUCCUCUACAUGACCCGUAUACAACGCGAGAGAUUCCCUUCCCAGGAAGAAUACUUGCAGGCCUGCGGACACUUCGUCGUCACGCCCCAAAUGAUGACCAGGGCCAAGAGGAAGAUGGUGGUGAUGCAUCCCCUGCCACGUGUCUUCGAAAUCAGUCCGGACCUCGACACCGACCCGAGGGCUGCCUAUUUCCGGCAGGCCGAGUGCGGCGUCUACGUGAGAAUGGCCCUCCUCGCCAUGGUUCUCGGCCGCUGCUGAUCGGCCGUAGAAAAUCGAACGGUCGGACGAUACCCCGCCGUCCGAUUGACUUCCGGGAUACGAUCGAACGACCGAUCGUAUCCGGAUCGUGCAUAAUUAUAUUCGGUGGUGUUCUUUCUUUUUUUUUUUUUUUUCUACUUUUUAUUUUCAUUUUCAUUUUUCGCUCCUUUUUUUUCUGUCUGUUACUCGAAAUUUUCAGCCGUACCCAAAUCGACACGCUCGGAGGCGUUAGCGGUCGUUAUCGAAAAAAUCAUGAUCCUAUCUGCGCUGGGUUUUACUACCGGAUCACCGACGAUUACCGUGACCAUAACGACUUGGCUAUAUAAAAAAAAAAAAAAACACGAAAUGAAAAUUUCUCGCCGGUGUUCGCUUUUUCUCUCUUUCGACGAGUUUUCGAAUUUUAGCGUCGCGCUUUGCGGAGGGCAGCUGAAAUCGUCGGUACGCUUUAUUUCCUAGGAGUGCGCGCAAUUAGCCAGCUGACUUUUGCUGAAGUUUGAAAUAAAAUUGAAGCAAAUUCAUAUCUCGCGUCCUUCAAACCGACGAGAAAUCCCCGCUCGCGAUAUCGCCAAUUGAUAACAAUAUGUAUCGGUGUUACCUGUUAGCGUUUAUGCCCGUUUGUACUAGUUUUCCUUUUUUUUUUUUUUUUUUUCUUUUCUUCUCCUCUUGCGGAAGACAAAAAAUUAUCCUAGGAUCGUGUUUGAUCCUAAAAUAAAUAUUUGCGAAACCGUUCGCGCAAUCGUACCCGUAUUUACUCGUCGCCUGAGGUUUAACGCGGCAGUAAAUAGGAGGAAUUCCGGAGCUCUGGAAUCAACGGGAGAAAAUUAAUUCACGUUUCCUUUAUUCUUCCAUUCUGCGGAUACCUCACUGAAAAUCGCACGUGUCGUUUGAUCGCGAUAAAUGAUUUAUCAAAAUCGUUUCAGCUUCGGUCUCAACACCCGUAGCUAUUAGUCGUCCGCGUCUCUACGAAACAAUAGCAAAUCGAGGUCCACGAUUUCACCACUUCGGACGCAAAAUCCUUAUUCUCUAAUUCUAUUUCUGUUUUUUUUUUUUCUCUUUUUCUCGCAAUCGACUUUACACGAAUCCGCGUUAACAAUCGUCACUCAGGACGUGGGACAGGUUUUUCUUUUUAACGAAAUACCAGCAACUCAUUCGCGCCUUGCACAACACAUUUGUCAAUCACGCAUAAUUUAGAAAAGACGCGAAACGGCCGUGCGAGGCACGUGUUUUUUUUUUUUUUUUUCAUUCCUUCUAAGAUACGAAACGUGAAACGAAGAAAGCUGCGGACUGUAAGGUAAAAACUUUCAAACUACCUGCGGAACGUAACACGCUUCGUCACGUGCAUUUUAAGUUCAAACUGGUUCAAAUAAAUAUGUACGCGAUUAGCUUGUACCGCGUGACGAAUUUCCAAUGAGUGGAAUGGAUUUUUUGUUUUUUCUUUUUUCUCUCUGGUAAAAUUUUGAGCAAACCCAUAUUUUACGGCGGUAGAAGAAAACGAUUCGGUACGUGGAAGAUGAAAUGAAAAUUAAUUGGAUGUGAUAGUUUUUAUAAAAGUAUUUUAAUAUCGGUACAUUUGCAUACCUGCAUAUCUACAAUUCGCACUCACAAUAUCGAUGUGCACAUUCGUUACGAUGCGUGUAUAAUACAAUAAAGAAAUACAAGUUUCUGUAUUAAACGUACAUUUUGGCUUCAGAUGCUGCAAUUUAUGUAAUAAAAUUUUUUUAUAACAUUC